UGGCGCCGUCGACGAUUAUUUCUCAUUAUUCGAUGAGAUUUCCGGACGAUGUUUAAAACUUAGUUGCCAUGGCAAUAAUACUUAGUAUCGUCUGAUUUCUAUAUCGUGUCGGUUAUGGUUUUUAUUGUGCUGUUACUAUUAUUAUUUAACGAAGUCCAGUCGUACGGUGAACCUUUAUACAGUUCCAAUGAUCCCAUUUGGUUGUUAGAUUCCACUAAUUUCGAUCAGUUCGUCUUAUGUAAAGAUCAUUUUUGGGUGGUCGAGUUUUAUAACAAAUGGUGCGGUCACUGCGUCAGAUUUGCGCCUACCUGGAAGGAAUUUGCAAGGAGUGUUAAAGGUUGGAAAAACAUAAUAAAGGUUGCAGCAGUAGAUUGUUCUGACGAUAUCAAUGUUCAAUUGUGCAGAAAUUAUAAAGUUACAGCUUAUCCAACAGUAAAGGUAUUUAACAUUCAAUCCAGCAGUGAUGAUCCUCAAUAUGAAAUAGGAAUAGAGCAUAAUGUUACUUUUAUAAAAACAGAACUUAUUAAUAUUUUAACAUCACUUUGGCAUAUUAGAACUCCCUUAUCAUGGCCUUCAUUAUUACCAGUCAGAGCAAUGUCAAUUAACCAACUAUGGCGGCAAUUCCCAAAUAGCACAUCUGUUACAGUUAUUUUAGAGGAUCCCUCUUCAAUUGUUGGUCGUGAGGUGAUUAUGUAUUAUUUAAAGUUAUAUUCUGUAUUAAUAUUUAAUUUUAUUUUAAUAUAUAUUCAUGAUAAAUUAUUUUUAGUAUCUCAGCUUAGUGUAAAUUUGAUUUUGUUUUUUUGUUUUUUAAGUGAUCAAGGCAAAGAUAAUUACAGGGAAGCAUUUCUACAAAUAUUGAAUCCAAAAUUAUCACAGGUCCAUGUUUUACCAGAUGAAUCAUCACACAUAACUAUAUCUGUAAUGGGAAAUGAUAUUCAAUAUUCUAACAAUGUUUAUAUGGGAGAUUUAGAAAAUGCUUUGAAUUAUUCAUUACGUCAAGAAGUUGGUGUACAUGAAGUAUUGAGAGGAGAGAAGCUGAAUGCACUUAAAGAUUUUAUCAGUAUUCUUAUCAAAUAUUUUCCAGGUAGAUUGCCAAUAAUGAGAUAUUUAAAUAAACUAUACCUUUGGAUUUUAGAACAAAAAUCUGAAAUUAAUGUUGAAAAAAUGAUGGAGAAUAUGGUCCUUCUGCAAAGUAAAAAAGCAUAUUUACCACCAAGACGUGACUGGCAAGGUUGCAAAGGAAGUAAGCCUGGUUUUCGUGGAUAUCCUUGUUCUUUGUGGAUGUUAUUUCAUACACUUACAGUUCAAGCUUACUAUAAAUAUCAAAAAGGUAUCGUGAACGACUCUCGCGAGGCACUCUUUGCCAUUCGAGGAUACGUCAAGUAUUUUUUCACUUGCGCAGAUUGUUCGGAACACUUCCAAAAUAUGGCAAGCAAUAUGGAAAACGAACUGCAAAAUCAAGAUGACACGAUACUGUGGCUCUGGAAGGCGCACAACAGGGUCAAUGGGAGACUGGCCGACGACUUAAACACCAAUGAUCCCAGGCAUCCAAAAGUUCAGUUUCCUCCCACCAAACUGUGUCCGGAAUGUAGAGACGACAAAUCUGAAACCUGGAACAUUCCAAACGUGUUAAAGUUUUUGGGCCGGUUUUACGGAAGAUCCCACAUCGUGCAAGUCAAAGACUUCACACAGUUGGAAAGACGGGAAAACCACUAUUCCAUUUUGUUCGACGACACGAACGUAAAAGUAUAUAACGAAAAUAGAAUGCUGGGGAGUUGGAGAUUUAGGUAUUUUAACGGAAUGGACAUCAGUCUGUGCAUAAUGCUCUACAUCGUGUCCGCUGUGUUAAUGAUCAUCCUGUAUUUUCUGUUUGCAUUAAGACGGCGGAAAUAUAGGGCCCAGAAGAAAACUUUCGUCGCGUAUCCGUGACCACCAACACAGUCUUUUGAUACAGCCAUUGCUAUUGUUAACCUGGAUAAUCAGAAAAAUACUUAGUUUCCUACUUAGUAGCUAGCUACUUGAUUUUCGUUUUGUUCAAACAUUCCGCAUUUGUCUGCGUAAUGUACAGUAGAAUCUGCUUAUUGUAUUUGUAUUAGGUAACAAUAAGCAGAGUCUACUAUACCUUAAUUCUAAUUUGACAAAAUGAAUGAAAAAACUUACCUUGUAAAUGUCGCAGUAUGACACACUAGUCAUUACUUUUUUAACUGUACAUAUAUCUCUUAACUUAUAACCUUGAAAAUAAAAAAUUUAUUACAGA
Molecule: messenger RNA, 2257 nt
Organism: Centruroides sculpturatus (bark scorpion)
Lineage: Eukaryota; Metazoa; Arthropoda; Arachnida; Scorpiones; Buthidae
Product: sulfhydryl oxidase 2-like
Exons: 9
Coding region: 115-1929 (604 amino acids)
Biological process (GO): protein folding
Cellular component (GO): Golgi membrane
Molecular function (GO): protein disulfide isomerase activity; flavin-dependent sulfhydryl oxidase activity
Source: RefSeq, a predicted model, not a curated record